UCUCCAAAAACGAACGCCCCAGCCACAGCCACCGCGCUCCACAGCAACAGCCAUCGCGCUCCACAUCGGACAGCCAUCGCACAGCCGCCGCACCUCCACAUCGCAAACCCAUCGCACAGCCGCCGCACGUCCACGGCGCUUCGCCGCCGCACGUCCACAGCGCACAGCGCUUCGGCACCGCCUAGCCACCGCCCACCCGCCCAGACACCGCCCGCCGGCCCAGCCACGGCCCGCCAGCCCAGCCACCGCCCCCGAGUCCAGCCACCGCUCGCCACCGCACAUCGCACGUCCACUGGUAUUAGUUAGAUUCGGGAUUUAUUUACGGACGUGGAUAACUAUGUGGUGAGGGGGCAUUGGAUGUUGAUGGCUAUUUGUCCUAAAUUAUAUGAAAUCUAUUGGUUUGAUUCCAUUGGUAAUCCGCCACGUGAUGAUAUUAAAGAUAUAGUUGAAACGUCUUUGAAGGCAACAAGCAUAAUAGGUGGAAAGAAAGCAAGUCGUCAAGUAAAAUGGAUUACAUGUUCGUGUGCCAUACAAAGAGGAUGUACCGAAUGCGGAUAUUAUGUGAUGAAAUUUAUUUUGGAAAUCAUUUCAUUGGGAACAUGCAAGGGAAUGAAUAAGCUUUUGGAGAGACAAGGAAGAUUGCCAUACAAUCAAAAAGAAAUUGAUGAAGUUAGAGACAUAUGGUGCCAAUAUUUAGUUGAUGAAUGGGUUGAUAGAUUACUUCUUUAGCUUGAUGAAUUGUGAGAUUUAUGUUAAAUACUUGUUGUUUAUUAGUGUUAUUGAAUUGUGAGAUUUAUGUUGAAUAUUCAAUGUUUUAUUAGUUAUUGUAGUAUACUUUAUUAGUUU
Molecule: messenger RNA, 846 nt
Organism: Ipomoea triloba (trilobed morning glory)
Lineage: Eukaryota; Viridiplantae; Streptophyta; Magnoliopsida; Solanales; Convolvulaceae
Exons: 6
Coding region: 358-729 (123 amino acids)
Source: RefSeq, a predicted model, not a curated record